CCCGUGGCGCCGGCAGGAUGGGCAAGUGUUGCGGUCUUCGUACUGCCAGGAAGCUCCAUAGCCACCGACAAGACCAAAAGUGGCAUGAUAAACAGUACAAGAAAGCCCAUUUGGGCACAGCCCUGAAGGCCAACCCUUUUGGAGGUGCUUCUCAUGCCAAGGGAAUUGUGCUUGAAAAAGUAGGGGUUGAAGCCAAACAGCCAAAUUCUGCCAUCAGGAAGUGUGUCAGGGUUCAACUAAUCAAGAAUGGCAAAAAAAUCACCGCCUUUGUACCCAAUGAUGGUUGUUUGAAUUUUAUUGAGGAAAAUGAUGAAGUUCUGGUUGCUGGAUUUGGUCGCAAAGGUCAUGCUGUUGGUGACAUUCCUGGAGUCCGCUUUAAGGUUGUCAAAGUAGCCAAUGUCCCUCUUUUGGCCUUAUACAAAGGCAAGAAGGAAAGACCAAGAUCAUAAGUUUUGAUGAUGAAAGCAGGAUAGUAAUAAAUUUCCAUAUGCCA
Messenger RNA from Balaenoptera musculus (blue whale), 493 nucleotides. RefSeq names its product 40S ribosomal protein S23-like. Gene Ontology annotation, molecular function: structural constituent of ribosome. Lineage: Eukaryota; Metazoa; Chordata; Mammalia; Artiodactyla; Balaenopteridae. The transcript has a single exon. Gene Ontology annotation, biological process: translation. Gene Ontology annotation, cellular component: ribosome; cytosolic small ribosomal subunit. Bases 18 to 449 code for a protein of 143 amino acids. The record is from RefSeq and is a predicted model, not a curated record.